Molecule: messenger RNA, 2271 nt
Organism: Stylonychia lemnae
Lineage: Eukaryota; Ciliophora; Spirotrichea; Sporadotrichida; Oxytrichidae
Source: the annotation of a GenBank genome assembly
AUGCAGUAAAAAAUCAAGGAAGUCUUCACUGAGCAAAUCGUGAACUACAACAACUUCACCAAGGAAGCUUACAAGCUAGUAAGAAACAAGGGUAAGAAGCUAGAAAUCAUAGCCUAGAUCGAGGAGAAAAUCAGUCAGGGUAAAAAGAUCAAUGAAGACUAGAGAGAAAAACUCUCGCAAAAAGAGAGUCUAAGUCAGAGUGUCAAGUAUUAUCUAGAAAUCUUGGACCUCUACAGACAAGAAGUUGAAAAAUCAACUUAACAGUAGGAUAAGCCAUAAGAUAUUGAAGCAGGUAAUAAGCAAGAGGCAACAAUGACUCAAGUUUAGAAUGUCGCGGAAGUUUAGUUGGAGCAACAACAAAAAUCAGCAUUAGACAAUGAAGCAAAUGUCGUUGAAUAUUCAAUCUAACAGCAGCCAAAGUAAUAAUCUUAGCAAACUAGCCAGGGCAAUUCUCAAAGCAGAGUGCAUGAGCCAAUCCAAUAAGUUAAAUUAUUGGUAAAGGAUCACACUAGUGUAGAAGAAUCAGUCAAGUUAGCAGUUGCUUUCUAUGUCAUUAGCUCUAACAUUCAAGGUUUGCAAUGGUACUCGUAGACUCAACUGAAGGAUUAGGAGUUGGUUUAGGAUCUUAAUUUGUUCUUUAGACAUAUGACCAACAUCUCGAUCAAUCCUUAAGAUUUGACUUUCGAAGCCAGAAUCAAGAGAGCCACCGAUGAAUUGACCAAAAUAGCCACAGACUAACUAGACUCAAAGAUAUCUUCAGUUAAUGAGGAUGUUUCACAUUCCGAUAUGAAGAAAAUUAUUUAGAGAGUUAUUUCAAACAAAGAACUCAAGGAGGCACCGAUUCUUUAAUUGAUGUAUCUUCCAAUGAUGCUUCAAACUCAAAUUCAAUCUGCUAGUCCCAUGCUAUCACAGAUUCAGCUGCCAACUCAAAAUUUCAUCCUACCUACUUAAGUUUAAGCAAAUCCCUAAGUUUAAAAUUAAGAAUAAUCUAGAGAAACUGUAUCUUAAAACUAAUAAGUCCAGUCACAAACAACUGUUGAAGCUUAGACAAAUUCUAAUCAACAGAAUAUAAGUCCUCAAAGAGAGUCUCAUCAUUUGAACGUCUAGAAUCAAUCACCCAAGAAAGAUAUGAGCAAGAGUCCCAUGAGACAACCAGGUGCCAUUGAGUAAGUUGCUGAUGUCAAGAAGAAUCUUUUGUUGCAAGACUGGAACGAUGAUGGUGAUGAGGAUGAUGAGGACGAAAAUGAUGAGAUCGGCGAGAGAAGAUUUGGAGAAGGAUUGAAAUAAGAUGAGGAUCAACAUGAGGAUGAUUAUGAUGAGGAAGAAGAACAACCAGUAAAGGUUCAAGGUGAUGAACCAUCUGCAUAAUAGGUCGAGCAAAAGGAUAAACAAGAGCCUGAGCAAGAAGAUGUAUUAGUAGAUAAAGCAGAGCAUCAAGCAUUUUAAAAUAAAACCUACUAUGAUAGAGGAGAGUACAGAGGAAGAGGAGGUAAUUAUCGCGGAAGAGGUGGUAAUUUCAGAGGAAACAGAGGUGGUUACAAUAAUAACUACAAUUAUAGAGGUAGAGGCAAUUAUGAGUAAAGAGAGUAAAGAGGUGGCUAUGAUAAGCCUUAUCAAAAGAGGGAUUAUAGAUAUUAAAAAGAUCAAGCACCUGAUUAAGAUUAAGAGGUUCAAGAAAAUUAAGUCAGAGAGAGUCAAGAGGAGGAGAAGCAUACUGGCGACAAUUAAGAGAGACAAUACUAAUAUAAAUAAAAUAGAGGAGCUUAUAGAGAUAACAGAGGAGGCUAUAGAGAAGAUAGAGGUGGCUUUAGAGAAAACAGAGGUGGUUACAGAGGAAGAGGUAAUUAUCAAGGUAAUGAAGAGGAUCGAUCCGAUGGAAACGCCUUCUAUAGAAACAAGUAAGAUUCAAAAGCAAUUUAACCUAUUAGUAGAGGAGGCGACUUCAGGGGUAGAAGAGAUAAUAGAGAGUAUGCUGCUGAUAACUAAGAGAUAGUUGAACUCAAAGAAGAUAUCUCAAAGGGUGGAUUCUAAGUUGUAACUCAGAGAGGCCAGAAAGAUGAAAAAGACCAACAUCCAACUGCCUAUGGUGAUGGAAGGGGUCCCAGAAUUGCUAGAGGAGCCCCAAGAAGUGGCAGAGGUGGCUAUAGAGGUGAUGGAUAUAAAAACGAUGGCUACAGAGGCAGAGGAUAUAAUAGAGGUGGAGACUAUGGUAAUAGAAACUUCGAUGAAAGAAAGAAUUCAUAGAAUGUCAAUUAGGAAGGUCAAGAAUGA